Messenger RNA from Fomitiporia mediterranea MF3/22, 1693 nucleotides. RefSeq lists its product as uncharacterized. NCBI's taxonomy places the organism in Eukaryota, Fungi, Basidiomycota, Agaricomycetes, Hymenochaetales, Hymenochaetaceae. The record is from RefSeq and is a predicted model, not a curated record. Gene Ontology annotation, biological process: carbohydrate metabolic process. Gene Ontology annotation, molecular function: carbohydrate binding; hydrolase activity, hydrolyzing O-glycosyl compounds. Gene Ontology annotation, cellular component: extracellular region. The transcript has 8 exons. Bases 385 to 1398 code for a protein of 337 amino acids.
GGUUAAUCCACGAGGCUCACCGGCUCCUCUUUAUCUCAUCAUGCCGUUGCAUCCUGCUGCAUCCUGCUGCAUCCCGCUUCCUUGGCGAGUUCUUCGUCCUCAGAUCGAUUGUGCAUUAGAAGACUAUAUAUAUCUGCGCUUCCGUGUCUCAGUGACCUCACGGAGCAAGCGGAGGCGUAAAUACGUGAUUAUCAUCUUAGGUGAGCUCGUUGUGAAAGGGUGAAGAAUGGGGGUCCCUUUGCGCGGUCUCGUCGCGACGCUCAAACGUCAUAUGGACAAGUACACUAUAUAAGGACCCUCAAACUCCAGUCUCAUCCCUCAGCUCAAGUCAAGAAAUCACAAGGCACUACUGGCACUACUUGAUUGAUCUCGACCAUCACCAUCAUGUCCGACCGCGGCCAGUGGCAAUCCGACUUUGUCGAAUACAGUCCCGGCGACGUCGUCGAGUUUGAAGGCAAGAGAUAUAGGAACAUCCAAGGCCAUCGAUCACAGCCCGAUUGGCCACCUAACGCAACUCCUGCUCUCUGGGAGGACAUCGGAGGCUCAUGGAGCGGCGGAGGCGGUGCUCCGCAAUACGGCCAACCUCAACAACCUCAGCAGGCACCACCUCCGAAGUGGGAGAGUGCUCCGCAAGCGCCCAACACCGGAUACACUACAGACAGCGGCGUCCAGGUCGAACAGCAUGAGACCGAGAAGAAGUGGUAUGAUCUCGACGACGGGAAGAAAGACGCUCUGCUCGCUGGUGGCCUCGUACUCGGACUUGGCGCACUCGCGGGUGGCGCCUACUAUGCACAUGAGAAACACAAGAAGGGAGGCGAAGAAGAAAAAGCCCAGGCUUGGGAGUUGCAAAACUGGAUGGUCGCUGCACGUCAGCGCACCGAGGAAUUCUUACGCCAAGGACCUCGUACCCCUGUGACUUGGGUGUACAGUGAAUACCUCGAUCGUCCUGAACUUCGUAACAAUCUCUUGCUCGGCGGCGAAGAGAACGGACAGCCUUGGUACAUUGCUAGAGCACCGCACAUCGGCGGACUUCAACCCGGAAAGUGCAGACCAGGUGUCGGCGCGUUCUUCGGCUUCGGACACGAAGCGAUCCACGUCAAGCAAUACGAGACGCUGAUCGGCGACUCACGUGGUGUACGCUGGGUCCCGAUGUCCGGUAGCUUCUCCUUCGACCGACUUGGUGCACGUGCUGUUGAGGGCGGACACGAGGACGACGGGACACCCUUGGCGAUUGCUCGUGCGCAUGCGAAGGAGCAUAGUGGGUUUAUGGGAAUUGGUGGAGGUGGUGAGAAGGGGUUGUAUCCUGGUAAGGCGAGCCCGAAGUUGAAUGGAGCGUAUGUUACGGUGGGCGAUAAGGAGGUUCAAGUUGAUGACUACGAAGUACUCGUAUACGCCUAAUCCAAAUCCUUACCCGGAACGAAGACAGUUAACUUUGUAUACGUGUGUGAGCUAAAGAAGGUUUUCUUGUACUGUAGCUGCUUCGGACAAAAGGAAAAAGACGUGAUAGUUCUUGAUGCCUUGAUGUAUGCAAUACAUUCAUUCAUAUAUCAAUACACUUGUAUUCCCGUACAUUCAGGUUAGCGCGGAUCCGCUCGGGCAGUACGUAAUGCCGUUAGUUAAUAGUUUGUCCAAUGUACAAACUAGAAUGGGAUGAUGCUCAUUAUAUGCAUCAUUCGAAGUCAAUGAUUAUUCC